Messenger RNA from Heterostelium album PN500, 2184 nucleotides. It is a transcript of the gene glb2, whose product is annotated as glycoside hydrolase family 35 protein. Gene Ontology annotation, cellular component: vacuole; cell wall. The transcript is spliced from 2 exons. Gene Ontology annotation, biological process: carbohydrate metabolic process. Gene Ontology annotation, molecular function: beta-galactosidase activity. The record is from RefSeq and is a predicted model, not a curated record. NCBI's taxonomy places the organism in Eukaryota, Evosea, Eumycetozoa, Acytosteliales, Acytosteliaceae. The coding region runs from base 1 to 2184 and encodes 727 amino acids.
AUGUAUAAAAAUAAUUAUUAUUAUUAUUUGUUAUUACUUAUAUUUGUGGCUGGUUGUUUUGUAGUUGAUGCUAAAUCUCUUGAUAGUGUGGAGACUGUCGCUGCUAAAUUUGGAGUACCUCUGAAUGUUAGCUAUGAUCACAGAUCUUUGAUAAUCAAUGGCGAGAGAAAGUUGUUGCUCAGUGCAUCGAUUCACUAUCCACGUGCUACACCAUCGAUGUGGCGACCAGUCCUAGAGGCAACCAAGGCAGCCGGUAUCGAUCUAAUUGAAACCUAUACUUUCUGGAAUUUACACGAACCAACUCCUGGAACCUACAACUUUGAAGGCAAUGCAAAUGUCACUGCUUUCCUUGAUAUCUGCGCAGAGCUAGGUCUGUAUGUCACCGUUCGUUUUGGUCCCUAUGUGUGUGCUGAAUGGAACUACGGUGGUUUCCCUUUCUGGUUGAAGGAAAUCGAUGGAAUCGUUUUCAGAGACUACAACCAGCCGUUCAUGGAUCAAAUGAGUAACUGGAUGACCUACAUUGUCAACUAUCUCAGACCAUAUUAUGCAUCGAACGGUGGUCCCAUUAUUUUGGCACAAGUCGAGAAUGAGUAUGGUUGGUUGGAGGCUGCCUAUGGUGCCAGUGGAACCAAGUAUGCGUUGUGGGCUGCUCAAUUUGCCAACUCACUCGACAUUGGUAUUCCCUGGAUCAUGUGCUCUCAGGAUGACAUUGCCACUGUCAUUAAUACUUGCAAUGGUUUCUACUGUCACGAUUGGAUUGACGUACACUGGACAGCCUAUCCAAAUCAACCGGCAUUCUGGACUGAGAACUGGCCAGGUUGGUUCCAGAAUUGGGAAGGAGGUGUUCCACAUAGACCAGUUCAGGAUGUGUUGUACUCUGUUGCCAGAUGGAUUGCCUACGGUGGUUCAAUGAUGAACUACUACAUGUGGUUCGGUGGAACCACUUUUGGUCGUUGGACAGGUGGUCCUUUCAUUACGACAUCGUACGACUAUGACGGUGCCAUCGAUGAAUAUGGAUAUCCAUACGAACCGAAAUACAGUCAGAGUCUUGAAUUCCAUACUAUCAUUCAUGCCUAUGAGCAUAUCAUCCUCUCAAUGAACCCACCAAAACCAAUUCUAUUGGGUGAGAAUGUUGAAAUCUCACAUUUCUACUCUGUGGAGACCGGUGAAUCAUUCUCUUUCCUUGCCAACUUUGGUGCAACCGGUGUUCAAACCGUCCAAUGGAAUGGCAUUACCUUUAAAGUUCAACCAUGGUCAGUUCAACUACUUUACAACAACGUAUCGAUCUUUGACACAUCCGCAACACCAAUUGGCUCACCCGUUCCCAAACAAUUCACACCAAUCAAAUCAUUUGAAAACAUCGGUCAAUGGUCAGAGAGUUUCGAUUUGACAUUUACCAACUACUCAGAAACACCGAUGGAACAACUUUCAUUGACACGCGACCAAACCGACUAUCUCUGGUAUGUAACCAAGAUCGAAGUGAACAGAGUAGGUGCACAACUCUCACUUCCCAACAUCUCUGAUAUGGUACAUGUUUUCGUUGAUAAUCAAUACAUUGCCACUGGAAGAGGUCCAACCAAUAUCACUUUGAACUCUACCAUUGGUGUAGGUGGUCAUACUCUGCAAGUGUUACAUACCAAGGUUGGAUUGGUCAACUAUGCUGAACACAUGGAAGCAACAGUAGCUGGUAUCUUUGAGCCUGUCACUCUUGACUCUGUCGAUAUCUCAUCGAAUGGAUGGUCAAUGAAACCUUUUGUUCAAGGUGAAACACUCCAACUCUACAAUCCAAAUCACUCUGGAUCUGUUCAAUGGACUAAUGUUACCGGCAACCCACCUCUAACCUGGUAUAAAUUUAACUUUAACUUGGAAUUGUCAUCGAAUAUGUCAUUGGCAUUAGAUAUGCUUGGUAUGACAAAAGGAAUGAUAUUCGUUAAUGGUUACAAUAUUGGUCGUUAUUGGUUGGCUCUUGCUUAUGGUUGUAAUCCAUGUACAUACCAGGGAGGUUACAGUCCAAGCAUGUGUCAAUUAGGUUGCGGUGAACCAAGUCAACAAUAUUAUCAUGUACCUACCGAUUGGUUAAUGAAUGGUGAAAAUGAAAUUGUAAUAUUCGAAGAAGUAUAUGGUAAUCCAGAAGCUAUAACAUUAGUACAAAGAGUAAUACCCUAUACAAAUGACUGUUAUUAA